Molecule: messenger RNA, 2203 nt
Organism: Salvia hispanica
Lineage: Eukaryota; Viridiplantae; Streptophyta; Magnoliopsida; Lamiales; Lamiaceae
Product: S-adenosyl-L-methionine-dependent methyltransferases superfamily protein
Source: RefSeq, a predicted model, not a curated record
GAGAAAUAUAAUAAAAAAAAUUCAAAAAAAUGAAGAACUCAACAAGAUUAGCUGCGGACGGCGGCAUGGCUGGCGGCGGCGGCGGAGACGGCGAUCGUAGAUACUCGUGCAGGACGACAAGCGAAACUCUGGAGUGGAUCCACGGCAUAAUAGAUUUCCUCAAACGUUACCGAUUUUUCCUAGAUGCUCACGUCGUUAAUUUCUACAAGGAUAGGCUGUGGGAAGCAGUUGAUGGAGAGUGGAUGGAUUGCCUGCGUAGAGAGCCUGUCGAGAAACUGAUGCAAAUUCCUUCUGGUAUGGUCCAGGAACAUUGGCCUGCUUCACUCAAGGAAUAUGUGCACACAGUGAGGUCUCUUAGUCUUCCUCGCAACCAGGCAGAUCUACAGAAGGCUUUCCCAGGUGUGCGAGUAGCAGAACUCAAUAACGUAAUUUCGCAAGGCAUGAAUCGGAAGAAAAAACAUGAAAUAGAAGCCCUUGCUGCUGUUAUUGAUUCAAUUGCUAGGAGAGUUGGAGCCGACACUGUCGUCGAUGUUGGUUCGGGGCAGGGUUACCUUUCUCAAGUUCUUUCCUUUGAGCAUGGUCUUUCUGUAAUAGCAAUUGAUGCCUCUUCCCACCAUGGGAGCAUCACAGAUGCACGGGCUAAACGAAUUGAGAAAUAUUAUGCAGCUAAAUUAUGCAAAUCUAGAUUACAAAAUAAAGGUUUCAGCAAACCCAGAACAGUCACAUGCCAAGUGCUGUCCCCUGCAAUGUUGAAAGAUGUCAGCAGCUCUUUAGUCCAGGUUGAUGAUUUGGAUAAACCUUCGAUUAUCAGGACACAGGCUGAAAAAAAUUCCCUAGAAGAAACUAAUGGAAGUAAAUCUCCCUCGUCCUUGAAAGGGAAUGCCAACUCUUCAUUGGUUCUGGCCGGACUUCAUGCCUGUGGAGAUCUUUCAGUGACUAUGCUUAGGACAUUCAUGGAAUGUGAUGAAGUUAAAGCAGUGAUAAGCAUUGGUUGUUGUUAUAACUUAUUAUCUGAAGAUGACACCGCAGAGGCAGAUAAUCUAUAUGGUUUUCCAAUGAGCAAAGGCACUAAAUCUGCAGGUUUCAGGCUAGGAAGAAAUGCCCGCGAUCUCGCCUGUCAGAGUCCAGAUAGAUGGAGAACAUUGGGAGAAGCGGCUGGCCUCCACAAUUUUGAGCUUCAUGCAUUUCGUGCUUCCUUUCAGAUGGUUCUGUUCCGGUACUAUCCUGAAACAAUAUUUAGAAACCCUUCCAUAGGCCGUCAAGGCAAGGCUAUACGCCGCCAACACAACAGAAGGAUCCUGGUUUUGGAUGCAGAUUCGAUUGAUAGUGCUGAAUCUUUCUCUCAGAAAAAUUGUUCCACCUGGGCUAGAAAUCGUUUGAUUAAUGAACCUUAUUCGUAUCCAGAAUCUUCAAAUGAAGAGUCUCAUGAUGUUGAUAGAUACUCCAUGUUUGUGAAGUUUUGUAAGUCUGGAUUAGAUCGGCUUGAGUUAAAUGAUUCACAGGAUAUUGAAUAUUCUCGUGUGUGGAAGGAAACAGAAGAAUUUUCUGAACUUGUUGGGCCGUAUUGGACACUACGGGCUGCUCUAGGACCUAUUUUAGAAACUCUACUGCUGCUCGAUAGGCUACUUUAUCUCCAGGAGCAGAGCAAUGUGCUCAGUGAGGCAGUUAUGGUGCCUUUAUUUGAUCCUAUAUUAUCUCCCAGGAAUGUGGCGUUAAUAGCUAGAAAGAUCUGAAACCAUCUUCAAACUUCAAGCUGAAGUUGAUACCGGUAUGCUGUAUAUCAGAAGCUGCUUGUCUUGCGUUUUUGCACUUUCAAUGAUGGUAUCAUCUCCACGCUUUCCUGUUUUAUAUAUUCGAGAAUAAUGCAGUUCAUUCAAGAUGACGCCUGGUUCUAUUAUUUUCUGUUGAUGUAUUGUUAUCUAUUUCUCUCGAGUCCUACGAGUGAAAAGGUAUGCACCGUGUAAGUCAUAUGAAUGCGCGCGUGUCCACCAAAUUUUUUCCCAGGAGGAGAUUAAAGAAAGUGAUGCUUUGUGUGAAAAUGGCAGCCUCUUUUGUUUUCUAGCUUAGCAAGAAUCUGAUGUUCUGGUCUUUUAAAAGAUCUGGGACCGCCGGACCAGUACAUACGUGCUCCAAAAUUUCAACAAAAUUAGUUUUCGGUCUCGAAAACACAGCCUUUUUUGUGUUAAUGCAUGUUAUUUUCAUA